Ostertagia ostertagi is the source of this 567-nucleotide messenger RNA. NCBI's taxonomy places the organism in Eukaryota, Metazoa, Nematoda, Chromadorea, Rhabditida, Trichostrongylidae. The record is from the annotation of a GenBank genome assembly.
AUGCUGUGCAAUGGAUUACGCUGUCAGAGGUGUUCUGAAACUGAAAAGGGCCACUUGUGUUCACUGUGGCACGGGAACUUUUGCCUUUCGACAAAGUAUUACACAUUGACAUUUUUAUUCGAGGAAUACAAAUGUUUGAGCCAAAUGCUCAUGCUGCACAGGUUAUCGUUCACAUUCCAGGUAUACAAGUGCGAUUUAGAAAAAAUUGCGCAUCGGUUGCUUAAUUAUGAUGGCUCGCAUUACCAACUUCAUGUGUAUGCAGUCAACCACUACGAAGGCCCAAUUGCCAACAUUAGCACAUGGCCGUAUGAGAUGGUAAACGCCACUAAUUUUUGGCUCGGUGACUUUCCGUCAAUGCAACGACUUAUGUAUCCUAAUGCUCCUUAUAUGGGUUGUGCGUAUACAACCAAGAGUAGGCACGGAAGGCCAUGGCUGAAAGUAGUCUGCGUUUUCGAGGAUAUGCGGCACCCGUGGGAUCCCUUUAUGCCAAAACCGUCUGGAAAGCCGUGCAAAACGGACAGCAAUUGCAGGAAAUUCGGUUGGAAUUUCGAAUGUGCUCGCCUAUAA